Patiria miniata (bat star) is the source of this 803-nucleotide messenger RNA. It is a transcript of the gene ovca2, whose product is annotated as esterase OVCA2-like. NCBI's taxonomy places the organism in Eukaryota, Metazoa, Echinodermata, Asteroidea, Valvatida, Asterinidae. The transcript has 8 exons. Gene Ontology annotation, cellular component: nucleus; cytoplasm. Bases 85 to 771 code for a protein of 228 amino acids. The record is from RefSeq and is a predicted model, not a curated record. Gene Ontology annotation, biological process: response to retinoic acid.
GUACGAGAGACAUGGAGUUGGAGAGAAGCGUUAGGCCUAAUUUAUCAAGAAAAAGUUCUCCAUUUGCUCAACAAACAUAAAGAUAUGUCGUCUUCGGCGAAUGCAGCAAGUGAUAAACUGAAGAUUCUGUGUAUCCAUGGUUACAGACAAAAUGCCCAGAUCUUCCGAGAGAGGACCGGAGCCCUCAGGAAAAUCAUAAAGAAAUACACAGAGCUGGUGUUCAUUUCAGCUCCGAACAAAGUACAGCCGGCCGAGGGUGAAGAGGAUUUAGACCAAAGAGGUUGGUGGUUCUCGACAACCGACCACACCUUCAAGGCCAGCCAGGCCUGCGAAGUCGACCCCGGUUUGCAGGAAUCUCUGACCACGGUAGCUGAAGCCUUCAAGGAACUUGGGCCCUUUGACGGUGUACUUGCCUUCAGUCAGGGAGCGGCAUUUGCAGCGAUACUCUGUGCAUUGCAAAGCCAGGGAGAUACCAGAUUUCCUUUCAAGUUUGCAGUCUUAGUCGCCAGCUUUCGCAGCCUGAGCUCCAGCCACGCUGCCUUUUACGCCAACCCGAUCGACUGCCCGACGUUACACGUGUUUGGCGACACGGACGGCGUAAUUCCAAAAGAAUCAAGUGAAGGCUUACUACCACUGUUCGUCAACCCACAAGUUCUGAAUCACCCAGGCGGCCAUUUUGUGCCAGCAUCGUCUCCGCAAAAGAAGGUUUACCUCGACUUCCUUGAGCAUUGGUACAAGAAGAAACAAGAGGAGAACUCGAUCUCCAAAUGAACUGUGAAUGAGACUACCGUUCAGACGCAACC